AUGGCUCCAAUGCCCGCUUUACCUGAUUCAAUGAUUGUUUUUGCUUGUGUUCCUGGAAAAACGGUCAUCGAUUUUACAUCGCCAAAUGGACGAAAUGGCGUUUUCGCUUAUUGUCUGUUGCAAUAUCUUAUGACGCCAGGUGAAAAUAUAACAGUUCUAAUGAUUGAUGUAACUCAUGCAGUUGCUAGAGAAACAAGCAAUAAACAAAUACUUUAUACUACAAAUGCGUUACAUAGAUCAGAUGUAUAUUUAGUAUCACCGAGAAUACAACAAACAAAUCAAGAAGACACAGUAUACGCAAUGACACGAUUGAACAAUCAAUCCACAAAGAAGAUGCUACUCAAUAUUCCAACCAAUGCUCAAUGGACUCAGAAUGGAGUGACUGUUGCUGGAGGCCACGGAGAAGGUAAUGCCACCAAUCAACUUGACCGUCCUUUUGGUCUCGUUGUUGAUGAUGAACAAACAAUAAUCAUUGCUGACGCAUGGAAUUAUCGUGUUGUCCAAUGGAAAAUGAAUGAUACGAAUGGACAAGUAGUAGCUGGUGGUCAUGGUCUUGGUUGUCGAUUGAAUCAAUUACAUUUUCCAACUGAUCUGCUGAUCGACAAAGAGACGAAUAGUCUCAUUAUCUGCGAGUGGCGUAAUCGACGAGUUGUACGAUGGUCACGCUCUAGUGGUACAACUCAAGGAGAAAUCCUCCUUGACGGCAUAGAUUGUUUUGGAUUGGCCAUGGAUGAUCAGAAAUGUCUCUACAUUUCUGACUUCGAAAGACAUGAAGUCAGACGGUAUCAAAUGGGGGACAAUAAAGGAAUCAUCGUAGCCGGUGGUCACGGCAAAGGUGAUGGUCUUAAUCAACUUCAUUGGCCGACUUACAUAUUUGUUGACCGACAAAAGACAGUCUACGUGUCGGACUACAAGAAUCAUCGUGUGGUAAAAUGGUAUAAAAAUGCAAAAGAAGGAAUUGUCGUCGCUGGAGGCCAUGGUGCAGGAAAGUCUCUGGCACAUUUGGUACAUCCAAAAGGACUGUUCGUCGAUGCAUGGGAUAACAUAUAUGUGGCAGAUGCGGGAAAUGAUCGAAUAAUGCGUUGGCCUAAUGCAGCAAAACAAGGUACUGUAGUCGUGGGUGACAAUGGUGAAGGAGACGAAGCAAAUCAAUUAAGCAAUCCUUGGGCUUUGUCAUUCGAUCAACAUGGCAAUCUCUAUGUUGUUGAUCAUGGAAAUGAUCGAGUUCAACGCUAUUCUAUUGAAUAA
Rotaria sp. Silwood1 is the source of this 1248-nucleotide messenger RNA. The record is from the annotation of a GenBank genome assembly. NCBI's taxonomy places the organism in Eukaryota, Metazoa, Rotifera, Eurotatoria, Philodinida, Philodinidae.